This is a messenger RNA of Saccostrea cuccullata (small rock oyster), 3404 nucleotides long. Its product is annotated as toll-like receptor 4. NCBI's taxonomy places the organism in Eukaryota, Metazoa, Mollusca, Bivalvia, Ostreida, Ostreidae. Gene Ontology annotation, biological process: toll-like receptor signaling pathway; immune response; inflammatory response. Gene Ontology annotation, molecular function: transmembrane signaling receptor activity; protein binding. Gene Ontology annotation, cellular component: plasma membrane. The record is from RefSeq and is a predicted model, not a curated record. The coding region runs from base 80 to 2749 and encodes 889 amino acids. The transcript has a single exon.
CUUCCGUGUUUAUUAAUUUUAUACGAUAAGAGUUAUUUUCACUUCCCUGGCUUAUGCAGUGGACAUUAACCUAAACGAUAUGGCCAAGUUUAGUAUAUACCGUUUCUUCCAAAUAUCAUGCACUUUAUAUGCAUUGCUUGUUACAUGUUCUCUGUAUGGAGUUAGUUCCGACCGUGAAGACUCUGAUAAAUGGAAAUCCUGUAAUUUCAGUGAGGCAACAUGUAAAUGUUUGAAACUCGACGAAGGGUCCAUUAAGGCAGACUGUUCUCAUUUACACUUGAAUCAAGUUCCAAUAUUUCCACAUAACGUGGUCUGGAUUAACCUUCAAUUUAACUCGAUUGAAAAUAUUUCCGUCAGUUAUCCGAAAAACCUGUUGUAUUUGGAUCUUUCUCACAACAGCAUUUUUUCCUUUAAAGGUGAUCCUUUUGACACUAUCCCAAGGCUAAAGUAUUUGAAUCUAUCCAGUAAUAGACUAAGUCUAAAUGAGAAGAAUUUUUAUCCAGGACUUUUUCAGCCUUUAGAAUCCUUGUUAGUUUUGAACUUGAAAAACAAUUCUGUAAAGAUGCAACGAAACUGGAGUUAUAUUGGAGAAAUUCUCAGUGAAUUGAUUUCGUUAGAGGAACUACGAUUGGAUGCAGUGGGAAACUUUUUACUUACAGAAGGUUUUUACAGACUAAAGAAUCUUAGUCUAUUGGACAUCUCCGGUUCAAGAGGACAUUGUGAAACUGUAAAAAUCACACACGACUUUUUUCUCAACACACCAUAUCUUCAAUAUCUAGAUAUAUCAUCUUGUAAAAUCAAACAUAUUGAGAGAGGUGCAUUCGAAAUUUUAAGGAAUUUAAAAUCGUUGGACAUUUCUUACAACAAAGAAUUAGGUUUUGCUUCACUCCCAAAUAUAACAUAUAAUCUAAAGAGGACGUCAAUCAAAAUACUUUAUUUACAUAAUAUUAAUUGUUUGACGGGAUUGGGAAAAAGACUGUUAAUUCGCCAUGUCAUGAACCUGAGAAAAACCAAGUUAGAAGAGAUAAUCUUAUCCAGAAAUAGAUUGGAACUGUUCGAAAGAGGCCUUGUGCGACAUUUACCACCAACCCUUGAAAGGUUAUCCUUGGCCGAGAACAAACUAUUACAAGGUCCAUACAUAGCAGACUUUAUUGGCUUUCAUAAUUUGACUAUGUUUAAUAUGAGUCUACAGUUUCAACCACCAGAAUACAUGACUGCAGUCUUCGAACUUUGCAAAGAAAAUCAAGAUGACCUGGAGCCUUUUAACUUCUCAAUGCACAGUCAUUCUACAAAUUUCUCAACCUUUCUCCACAACUUUAGAAAAUUCUACAGGAUUGAAGUUUCUCACUGGAAACCAGUUAUAUUUGUACAUAUUCCUGAAAAUCUCCAAACAAUAUAUGUUAACGAUAGUAGGCUGUAUUCCAAGAUAUCUGCAUUUGGUGUAAUUGCACCGAAAUUGAGGCAUAUGUUCUUUCAAAAUAAUAUAUUGAAUGAAUGGAUAGGACCAAUGUACGGGAUACAAAACGUUACUCGUAUUGAUCUCUCGAAUAAUUUCUGUACGAAACUGUCAUCCGAUUUCUUUGUUAAUGCAACAGGACUUUUACAUCUCAAUAUUUCUAGAAACUCUGUUGGAGAUAAUCUUGAGAGAGACAUGAAUGGACUUGUAUUUAGAAAUUUGGUUUCGGUAGAAACAUUGGACUUAAGCUCCAAUAAGAUUUAUCAUUUGCCGUAUUUACUCUUGAAAAGAUCUCGGAAUAUCAGGACAUUGAUUCUUAACAAUAAUCAACUUUCUGAGUUGAGGAUCGGCGUGGGACAUAUGCAUCACUUAGAACAUCUUGAUUUAUCUGAAAAUAGAAUAGAUUCUAUCAGGGAUGAAAUCAGACAGGAACUGACUGAUUUGAUAAGGCUAAAAAACACGUCCAUAGAUCUAUCUGGGAAUAACGUUGACUGCUCGUGUGAAAAUGUUCCAUACAUCCAGUGGAUGGUUGAACAUAAAAAAAAUUUCAAAAGAUUUGAUGACUACGAAUGUGCCAUAAAAAGUCAGAAAAAUUUCAAUUUCAGCGAUCCUGUUGUAUCUCUUAAAUCAUUGGUAGUGGAAUGCCGAUCUUACACCACAUUCUACAUUGUUGCAUCCAUAGUCUUGACCAUUUUAGUUUUCGUGGUCAUCGCUGUGUUAGUGAAAAGAAAUAUUUGGACAAUAAGAUUUUCCAUCUAUCAAUGUAAACAAAAAGUAAAAACAGGAGGUCGAUAUAUGCAAAUAUUAUAUCAGAGAAACCGAUUGAACUACACAUAUGACAUAUUUAUUUCAUAUUCUGCCCGGGAUCGAGAACUUGUUAUGAAGAAACUUCUGUUGAAAUUACAAGAUUUAAACCUUGACGUCUGCAUUCGUGAGAGAGACUUUUUAGCAGGUCGUCAUAAAGCUGACAAUAUAAUGGACGCGAUAGAGAGCAGCAAAAUGACACUUUGUGUUGUUUCGGAAUCUUAUCUAAAGUCAGGCUGGAGGGAUUACGAACUAAACAUGGCAAAACUCGAGGGUAUAAAAAAGAGAGAAGGACUUCAUUACGUAUAUUUAAUAAUUCUUCCAGGAGCCUACGAUUUGAAGCGAAAAUGUCCGAAUUCCCUGAAGGAUUUGAUCAAUGAAAACCUUUUUUGUCAUUAUCCUUCUGAGGAAUCAAUGGAUGAACUGGAUAUAUUUUGGAAGGACUUUUCCAGUGUUGUUGCUCAUAAAAUAAAAACUUUUAGCAUUUAGAUUUGAGAUUUAUAUCCAAGGAAAGACAUGUGUUAACAAUUCAAACUAUAAUAUUAAUGAUAUGUAUCUGUGUCUUGGCACUAGAGCAGAAAUAUUCGCAAGUAUGAAAAGGCGAAAUGAUAUAAACACGGGUCGAAAAAUAAGUCUAUAUACAGUAUAGUCAUUUGAUAUAAAAAAAAAUUAAAUAAACAAAUUGAAUUUUUGUUAUAAAGUCUUUCUUUUUUUUUAAAGGGAACAUUUCGCUUAGGUUUUCAUCAAAAUUUAAUAUUGUAAGUUCUUGUGAACAGUCUAUGCAGCCAAAAGCAAUAUAGACAGAAGAUAUCUGACAAUUUAUUCAGACAUAGUAAGCAACUCAGUAAGUAACAAACUUUAUUACAUACCUAAUGUAUAUCACUCAAUUUUACUGUUGAUUUUACGUUAUCACGUGACUUCGUAAUAAGACUUUCCGGAUCACCACACUGUGGUUUUCUGAAUCCAUAUCACCGCUCUCUGAGACUGAGGACGUUUUACACAGAAACAUGACGUUAUUUUUCUUGCGCGUUAAAAAUUCCCUUGUUAUUAUGCUUUGUGUUUUGAAUAAAUGUUAAACAAUUGAUCUCUAAAGAUUUCUCUUGCUAUAUUUUGCUAGUUAUGAGGAGGUAUAUAAUAAAUUUAU